Messenger RNA from Olea europaea var. sylvestris, 1504 nucleotides. RefSeq names its product WAT1-related protein At4g08300-like. The transcript is spliced from 7 exons. Gene Ontology annotation, molecular function: transmembrane transporter activity. The record is from RefSeq and is a predicted model, not a curated record. Gene Ontology annotation, cellular component: plasma membrane. Lineage: Eukaryota; Viridiplantae; Streptophyta; Magnoliopsida; Lamiales; Oleaceae. Bases 26 to 1198 code for a protein of 390 amino acids.
UGCAUAGAAAAAUUUGAGACUGAGAAUGGGAGAGCAAUCCAUAUGGGGGAUUACAAGUAUGGCCUUCAAUAAGAUGAAGCCCUAUUUGGCCAUGGUGUCUCUACAAUUCGGCUAUGCCGGAAUGUACAUUAUCACAAUGCUUUCCUUCAAGCGUGGGUUCAGUCACUGGAUUCUAGUCGUGUACCGCCAUGCAGUUGCCACGAUGGUUUUUGCGCCUUUUGCAUUUUUCCUCGAAAGGAAAAUAAGGCCUAAGCUAACACUAUCAGUCUUUUUGAAGAUAAUGCUGCUUGCUUUCCUGGAGCCUGUCCUGGAUCAAAACUUGUAUUAUGUUGGAAUGAAGUAUACAUCAGCAACUUUUACAGCAGCAACUGUCAACAUUCUCCCAGGCAUCACCUUCAUAAUGGCUGUUAUUUUCAGGUUGGAGAAGGUUAACUUAAAACAGAUACACAGUCUAGCAAAGGUCAUUGGAACUGGAAUAACACUCUUAGGUGCAAUGCUCAUGACAUUCUACAAAGGCCCUGUAGUUGAUAUUCUUCCCCACUCACUCGGCAGAAGCCACCAUGAAACCGCUAGCAUCGUUGGCUCAACCGAUCAACACUGGAUCACUGGCACAAUUAUGUUGCUUUCUUGUAUUGUGGGUUGGUCUGGUUUCUUUAUAGUUCAAAAUAAGACACUGAAGGAAUAUCCUGCAGAGCUCUCUCUUACAUCAUUAGUUUGUUUCAUGGGAAUGGUGGAAGGUGGAGUUGUGGCUAUAAUAAUGGAACACCAUACCAAUGCCUGGGCAAUUGGCUUUGACUCAAGACUUUUGGCUGCUGUAUAUUCUGGGAUUAUUUGCUCAGGAAUUGCAUAUUAUCUGCAAAGUGUUGUCAACAAGGCACGAGGUCCAGUGUUUGUGACUGCAUUCAGUCCUCUAAGCAUGAUAAUCACAGCUAUUUUGGGAGCCAUGGUUUUGGCUGAGCAAAUUCACAUUGGAAGCUUAAUAGGAGCAAUUAUCAUUGUAUUUGGACUCUACUCAGUUGUAUGGGGUAAGAGUAAAGAGAAUUCAAACUCGGACGAAUUAGUGUACGAGGAAAACAAAUCCCAUGAUGAAUUGCCAAUGGUGUACAAGAAAACAUCAAACAUUCUUGACAAUGCUGCAACUGAUACCAAUGUGAAACCAGAUGUACGUGAGAAGAAUUCCUUAAAUCAAGAGCCAUGAUCAUCCCGUCCCAACCUAGCCUAGCCCAUGUUGUUUUUACAUUUUGAGCCCAUGUUGUAUUUAUACCCAUAAAGGCAGAGUAAUUAUGUCAUAUAUUACUGACAUUUUAGCAUUGUCAAUUGGAAAUCAAAUGGGUUUUAGGGAUUAAAGAUCUUGGAGAAGUCAUAUAUCAAGUAUCAAUACUAAUGAAGCAAGUGAAAUUUGACAGAUAAAUGUUACAAAUCCACUGCGCAAACUACAUACCGAAACUUGUGUUGUAUCCUUGUGUGACCUUGGAUAUACAUGUCUUUAUACAUUUUACUUUAA